CUUGGGCUAGAGGAUUUUUCUGCCAUUCUGAUGAACCCUAGAGGAAGGGAGCAAAGUCGGUGCGGUUUGGCCGAGGGGCGGGGUGAGGACCGCGCAGGCUCAGCUUCUCGGCUGGAAGAGGAAGUCGCGAGUGCAGGCGUCUGCGGCCCCCAUGGUGACCAGACGGACUUCCGUCGUACCCGCCCACCUCUACCUGCCCCUAACCCCGCGAGGCGCACCAUGGCAACGAUACUUCUGCGUCGCGGAAGCGGGUCCCGCAGGUCGCCACGGUUGGGGGAAACGCGGCGGACGCCGCCCCCAUCCCGAAGGGGACUCGAAAAUGUACAGCCAGCGGUUUGGCAUCGUCCAGCGGGAGGUUAAGGGCCCUACCCCCAAAGUGGUGAUCAUGAGACCCAAGCCUCCUAAAGGCCAAGGGGCUGAGCACCAUCUAGAAAGAAUCCAACGCAGCCAUCAGAAGCAUAAUGCUAUUUUGGCUUCCAUUAAGUCAAAUGAGCGGGAUCGCUUGAAAGUUGAGUGGGACCAGCACAAUGACUGCAAGUUUUUGGACAGCCUUGUGCGAGCAAGAAUCAAGGAUGCUGUGCAAGGGUUUAUCAUUAACAUUGAAGAAAGACGAAAUAAGCUACGUGAACUUUUAGCAUUAGAAGAAAAUGAGUAUUUUACAGAAAUGCAAUUGAAGAAAGAAACCAUUGAGGAGAAAAGAGAUAGGAUGAGAGAGAAAACUAAAUUACUAAAAGAGAAGAAUGAAAAAGAGAGGCAGGAUUUUGUGGCUGAAAAGCUAGACCAGCAAUUCAGGGAACGCUGUGAGGAGCUCCGUGUUGAAUUGUUUUGUAUCCAUCAGAAGAAGGUGUGUGAGGAGCGGAAAGCACAGAUUGCAUUUAAUGAGGAGCUGAGGAGGCAAAAGCUGGUGGAAGAGCAGAUGUUCUCCAAGCUCUGGGAGGAAGACCGAUUAGCCAAGGAAAAGCGAGAAGCCCAAGAGGCGAGGAGACAGAAAGAGCUGAUGGAGAACACACGCCUGGGGCUGAAUGCCCAGAUCACCAGCAUCAAGGCACAAAGGCAGGCAGCACAGCUGCUGAAGGAAGAGGAGGCGCGCCUCGUGGAAAGUAACAACGCACAGAUUAAACAUGAGAAUGAACAGGAUAAGCUAAAGAAACAGAAGGCAAAGCAAGAAACUAGGACCAUUUUGCAAAAAGCCCUACAGGACAGGAUAGAACAUAUUCAGCAGGACUACAGAGAAGAACAGGACUUGAACAUGAAGCUCGUGCAAAGGGCCCUUCAAGACUUACAGGAAGAGGCAGAUAAAAAGAAACAAAAAAGAGAAGAUAUGAUAAGAGAACAGAAGAUAUACCAUAAAUAUUUGGCACAGAGACGUGAGGAAGAAAAAGCUCAGGAGAAAGAAUUUGACAGAAUAUUAGAGGAAGACAAGGAAAAGAAGUUGGCUGAGAAGGACAAGGAGCUGAGACUUGAAAAGGAGGCAAGGAGACAGCUUGUGGAUGAGGUCAUGUGUACAAGAAAACUUCAAGUUCAAGAAAAGUUGCAAAGAGAAGCUAAAGAACAGGAAGAACGUGCUAUGGAACAGAAACACAUAAAUGAAAGUCUUAAAGAACUUAACUGUGAAGAGAAGGAGAAUUUUGCAAGACGCCAAUGUUUAGCCCAGGAGUACAGGAAGCAACUUCAGAUGCAAAUCGCCUACCAGCAGCAGUCCCAAGAAGCAGAGAAGGAAGAGAAACGCCGAGAGUUUGAAGCAGGGAUAGCAGCAAACAAGAUGUGUUUGGACAAGAUCCAGGAGGUCCUGUCCACCCAUCAAGUGCUGCCUCAAAACAUUCAUCCCAUGCGCAAGGCAUGCCUCAGUGAGCUUCCACCAUAGUUCCGUGAGCAUCUAUGUAUCUUUUCUUGGUCUUUUAAUAUUUUUAACUACAGUAUGCUUGUAUGCUUCUUUUAACUCCUGGAUAAACUGUUCUUUUUUUCCCUGAGUUUGUGUAAUUAAUUGAACGUAAUUUUCUUCCUUUGAAUAAACCUGCACCGUUUUCGGAGUUCACAGACUUACAAAUCCAAA
This is a messenger RNA of Macaca mulatta (Rhesus monkey), 2053 nucleotides long. NCBI's taxonomy places the organism in Eukaryota, Metazoa, Chordata, Mammalia, Primates, Cercopithecidae. The record is from RefSeq and is a predicted model, not a curated record.